UAGCAGCAUAUCCGAUUCGGAUAUCUAUGUCAGGUGACAUGUCACAUGACAAUGACAACCUUCCCUCAUCGCGGAAAGAAACAAUUCUGAAUGUGAAAAUGGCGAAAGAGGUCGAAAAUUUCAACGGUUGUUAUUGUCUGGUCAGCACCAAUCCACGCUACAAGGGAUGGACAUAUAUUGGUUAUACAGUGGAUCCGAAGAGAAGGGUUGGUCAACACAAUAAAGGUUCCAAAUUUGGAGGUGCAUACAGAACAAGUGGAAAGGGUCCUUGGGAUAUGGUGUUAAUAAUAUUUGGCUUUCCAAAUGAAAUUACAGCACUAAGAUUUGAAUGGGCAUGGCAGCACCCGACAAAAUCCAGGCGGCUGCGCCACAUUCCCCGAAAGACCGGGAAGGAGACAGCCUUUCAGUACCGCUUCCGGGUCGUCUCCAACAUGCUGCGUGUCGGGCCCUGGUGUCGUCUCCCUCUCACGGUUCAGUGGCUCAUGCAGGAGUACAAGCAGGAGUUUGAUGUUAGGCUACAGCCCCCAAGUCACAUGCCCAUAUCGUAUGGUCAGGUGACAAGCACGAAGGUUGGUGGUUAUGGAAACCCAAGGAGAAUGAAAAAGAGGAAAGGUAAAAAGGACAAGAGUUCAGAUUCUCAGAAUUUAUCUGAAGAAGAUGAUGAUGUGGAAGCCAUUCCUUCAAGCCAAACUGCAGGCAAAAGAUGCAUCAUCUGUGGAAAGAGAUUCCAGGAUGAUGAGACUAUGCUGACUUGCCUUUACCCAUCAUGCAAAGCAGAGUAUCACAUGAUAUGCGUGUCAAAACGCUUCCUUAAAAAUGAUCCUGACCAACUUCUGCCUAUAGAGGGCUCCUGUCCAUCCUGCAAGGAAGUGGUCUUGUGGGGUGACUUGAUUAGGAAGAAGCAAGGAUGCUAUGCAAAGUUAGCAGAGAUAUCAGAAGAAGACGAAUCAGACCACUGGGCCGAGGAUCUUAGAUCUACAUAGAUACAACACAAAGCUGAGGAAAAACGUACAUGCAAGAAAAGUAUUUAAAGUCAUUUCCUAGUUACUUUGGUGUAGCAAGUGAACAGGAUAAUUUUUUUACACGUACAUUCAAAUCAUUUCCGGUAAUUCAAGCUGUGGUUCGUAGACCUUCUGGCCCCAACAAUUUUGUGUGCAUUAUUUGUCAGUGCUCUUACCCCCAAAUUUGCAGAUAAACCCCCUUUCUUUACUCCCAUGAAAACACAACAAUUUAAUUAUUAAUAAAUAAGUUUAACUAUUUCAGGUUAAGAGUUACCAAGAUUGAAUUAUACCCACUCUCAGGCCACAAUAUUCAGUUACCAUCAAUUAAUUUCUUCUCAAGUUCUGUAUAAUCAUAAAAGGAGUCCUAAAAUGUAGUUUGUGAUAAUGAAUUGUUUUGAUUUUAGUACAUUGAAAACUGUCAUAUAUAUGCAGUUCAUAGUAGCAUUUCACAGAUUUAAUGUACAUGUAGUUCUACCCUUUAUCAACAUUUCUUAAAAUGUCAGAAGAAAUAUCUCAGAGGUCCCAUUAGGUUAUACACUUGGAAAAAGAAGAAUAAUUUUAUUUUUAGAAAGAAUUCCAUUUAGCUAAAUAUGAACGAGUCUCAAUCGUCACAACUAAGGGAAUUUUGUUACCAUGGUUACCGCCAUAACACCUUGAUUAUUUAAAUAGCAUUUUAAUCAGAACAGAACUAUAGAAUAAAAACAGGAUUCAGUUCGAAAUAACGCUUCCAUUGCAAUCCUCAAUUAUAAGUGAUUGGAAAUACAUGUUAAGUAUUUAUAUUAGUUCUAUUCAUACUGUAUGUAUUGUGAUAAUCUCCAUUGCAUGUAUCAACAAAAUUCAUUCUGCUAAUAGUUUGCCAGUUUUUAUUAUUUAAAAAAUGUAUUCCUUCCAGAACUAUGAAUUGGUGAUCUGUGUUGUGUUAAUUGGUUAUAUUUCUCAAGACAGAAUUGAAUUUAUUUUUCAAUGAAUUUAUAUAAUAAAAAUCUCCUACUUUCAAUUUUUAAGCAAAGGGUAUACAUUUCAAUAGCUCACAUUUUAAUUAAGAUUUGCAUGAUAGUGAUGUAUGUUUUUUGUUAUACUACCUGUGUUUACAAGUGCAAUGGACCAUGUAUUUAAAAAGUAUGUUUUUAAUGAUUUUGUGUAUGUUGUACAAUGCUUUAUACACUUCCAAGUAAGUAUGUAAUAUGAACUGAUUCUUGGUCACUUAGAAUAGCAAAUCUUUGAUUUUAAAAAAGGAGACAUGUUAAUACAUGCACAUUCAAUGAAUUUGUAAUAAACUUCAUUCUUAAGAGUUAGAUUGGAAGUGUAGCUUGUUUGAAUAUUUUUUGAUGAAGAGCUGUAUCUCAGGUUCAUUAUUUAUUUUAUCUACCAUAUUGGUAUGUAUUGUGCUGUUGUUGUCAAACAAGUUGCAAGAAGCUGAACAUUAUCUUAUUAAAUUAUUUUAUAUGAAAGUAAAA
This is a messenger RNA of Strongylocentrotus purpuratus (purple sea urchin), 2458 nucleotides long. It is a transcript of the gene slx1a, whose product is annotated as structure-specific endonuclease subunit slx1. Gene Ontology annotation, cellular component: Slx1-Slx4 complex. Gene Ontology annotation, biological process: double-strand break repair via homologous recombination. NCBI's taxonomy places the organism in Eukaryota, Metazoa, Echinodermata, Echinoidea, Camarodonta, Strongylocentrotidae. Gene Ontology annotation, molecular function: crossover junction DNA endonuclease activity; 5'-flap endonuclease activity. The transcript is spliced from 6 exons. The record is from RefSeq and is a predicted model, not a curated record. The coding region runs from base 27 to 983 and encodes 318 amino acids.